This is a messenger RNA of Bufo bufo (common toad), 1121 nucleotides long. RefSeq names its product aldo-keto reductase family 1 member A1 (gene AKR1A1). NCBI's taxonomy places the organism in Eukaryota, Metazoa, Chordata, Amphibia, Anura, Bufonidae. Gene Ontology annotation, biological process: aldehyde catabolic process. The coding region runs from base 36 to 1016 and encodes 326 amino acids. The record is from RefSeq and is a predicted model, not a curated record. Gene Ontology annotation, cellular component: cytosol. Gene Ontology annotation, molecular function: aldose reductase (NADPH) activity. The transcript has 9 exons.
CCCCUUCUCUUCCGUACAGGAGUUUGAAGGUGAACAUGGCGACGGCGGUUCUACACGAGACCUUACGCACUGGGCAGAAGAUGCCGAUCAUCGGACUUGGCACCUGGAAGAGUGCACCUGGCCAGGUGAAAAGUGCAGUGAAAUACGCACUUGGAGUCGGAUAUCGCCACAUAGACUGCGCCUCUGUGUAUGGAAACGAGACAGAAGUGGGAGAAGCCAUUAAAGAGAGUCUCUCCUCUGAUCAGGGGUUAAAAAGAGAAGACAUAUUUGUCACCUCCAAGCUGUGGAAUAACGUGCAUCACCCGGAGGAUGUGGAGGGGGCGCUAAAUAAGACCCUGAAAGAUCUGCAGCUCGACUAUCUAGACCUCUACCUCAUGCACUGGCCGUAUGCCUUCAAGAGAGGUGAUGACAUCUUUCCACAGAACCCGGACGGCUCCCUGCAGUACGACUACACCGACUACAAGGACACCUGGAAGGCCAUGGAGAAGCUGGUGGAGAAGGGUCUGACCAAGGCCAUCGGUCUGUCCAACUUCAACAAGAGGCAGAUUGAUGACGUCCUGAGCAUCUCUACGGUGAAGCCGGCCGUGCUGCAGGUGGAGUGUCACCCGUACCUGGCACAGAACGAGCUCAUCGCGCACUGCCACAAGAAUGGUCUUGUUACCGGUUACAGCCCGCUCGGAUCUCCGGAUCGCAGCUGGAGGAAACCUGAGGAUCCAGUUCUGCUGGAGGAGCCCUGCGUCCUGGAGAUGGCGAAGAAGCACUCCAAAUCCGAGGCCCAGAUCCUUCUCAGGUGGCAGGUGCAGAGGAGAGUCGUAACCAUCCCUAAAAGCGUCACCCCUUCCCGGAUCCUGCAGAAUCUUCAGGUCUUUGAUUUCUGCCUGACCGAGGACGAGAUGACGCAGAUCGGAGCCCUGAACAAGAACUGGAGAUACAUCGUCCCCAUAAUCACCGUCGAUGGAAAGCCCGUUCCCCGGGACGCUGGACAUCCCAUGUACCCGUUCAAUGACCCCUACUAAGUGGCGUCUCCGGUCGCAUCGCCAGACUCCGCCUCCUAUGCAGCCGCCAUAUUGCCUUGUGUCCAGUGCUUGAUAAAAAAAAAAUCUUCAGGGUUUGUGGAGAAA